Cynoglossus semilaevis (tongue sole) is the source of this 3216-nucleotide messenger RNA. Its product is annotated as MAGUK p55 subfamily member 6-like. NCBI's taxonomy places the organism in Eukaryota, Metazoa, Chordata, Actinopteri, Pleuronectiformes, Cynoglossidae. Gene Ontology annotation, molecular function: protein binding. Bases 720 to 2372 code for a protein of 550 amino acids. The transcript has 15 exons. The record is from RefSeq and is a predicted model, not a curated record.
UGAAGUAGUGUCUUGUCAUGCUAAUAUAUUUAUGAGACUAUUGGUUCCGAAACUAUCUUCUAUUAGUUAAAUGGAAUACGAAUGGGUAUUUUUUAAACUUCUUCAUUUUAAAGAUAUAAAUGUCAUGACAAUGUGCCAAAGCUGCCAUUUGUACGUGGACAAAGCUACUUCAACUGUAUGAUAUGGACAUGGAAAUAACUAUGUGGCAUGAAAUAACAUGUGUUUAUGUGUGAAUGUUGCCAGUAUUAACUUUAUCCCUGUUCAACAACGCCUAUAUGAUGACAGACUUCUGUUAAAGAUGACACAUCAACACAUUGAUUUGUACUGCUGCUGACGACAGGUUGUGGUGAAAUCAAUGGGAGGAAAAGUUUCGCUUUGCCCCAACGUGUAGAUGGAGCUGUGCAUGAGUUCACACAUCACAGAACAUGAAUUGCAUUCGGUGUCAAUAGUGUAAGUCAGUGUGUGUGGACCGGGGGCUGACUGAGAAAAGGGGCGCUGACAGACGCACCGUGCUCCCAGCAAUUACACUAUCAAGUGUGUUUGGAAAAACUUUGAAAUGGAGGAAACGGAGGCAUCGUAACUGGACGACGCUCAUCUAACAAGAAACCAGAUGGGUGUUUUGUAGAAGUCCAGGUGCUCCGUGUUGGAGUGCUGCAACUGAUGAUUUGAAGGUUUCCCACCUCCUCAGUUUCACCUUCCUGAGCCCAACAAAAAUAAACAUGACUGUGGCCAAUGCAAAGUCUGGCUCAGCAAUGCAGCAGGUAUUGGACAACCUGAAGGAGCUACCAACAGGUACCAAAGACAUCGACCUCAUCUUCCUGAGGGGCAUCAUGGAGAGUCCCGUUGUCCGCUCCCUUGCUAAGGCCCAUGAACGUCUUGAAGAAGUGACGUUAAAGGCGGUACAGGACGACAAUGUCCAGCUGGUCACAGAGAUCCUGGAUUCUCUCAACGACCGGACAGAAAAUGAUGCCGCUGCUGCAGAGCUUGCUAAAAUUCUCCAAGAGCCUCAUUUUAAGUCUCUGAUAGAGGCUCAUGACCAAGUGGCUGCAAAGUGCUACGAGAUGCCUCAACACUCCCUGGACAGCAAUACCUUGGUGACUAGUUCACCGUUGCCAAUUGAUGCUAUCAGGAUGAUUGGGAUCCAAAAGAAGGCUGGAGAACCACUGGGGGUGACUUUCCGUGUGGAGCGGGGGGAGAUGGUGAUCGCACGGAUCCUGCACGGCAGUUCGAUUGACAGGCAGGGCAUGCUGCACACUGGGGACAUAAUUCGCGAGGUGAACGGUCACGAGGUCGGCAGCAACCCCCACGAACUCCAGGAGCUGCUGAGAGACUGCAGUGGGAGCAUCACGCUCAAAGUGGUGCCCAGUUACAGAGAGACACCAGCACCACCUCAGGUUUAUCUGAAGCCACACUUUAACUACAAUCCCAAUUCUGACAACCUGAUCCCCUGUAAAGAAGCAGGCCUGGCUUUCUCCAAGGGAGAGAUUCUCCAUGUAGUAAACAAGGAGGACACAAACUGGUGGCAGGCAUGCAAAGUCAAUGGUGGAGCCACCGGUCUCAUCCCCAGUCAGUACUUGGAGGAGAAAAGAAAAGCGUUUGUGAGAAAAGACUGGGACACUCAGGGUUCUGGGAUGCUCUGUGGGACUCGAAACUCAAAGAAAAAGAAGAAAAAAUUGAUGUACCUGACUGCCAAAAACGCUGAGUUUGAUCGUUAUGAGCUGCAGAUUUAUGAAGAGGUAGCCAAGAUGCCGCCGUUCCAGAGGAAAACACUUAUCCUGAUUGGAGCACAGGGAGUUGGCAGACGGAGCCUGAAAAACAGACUUACCGUCCUGGAGCCUUUAAAAUUUGGGACAACUGUUCCUUUCACUUCACGGCGUCCCAGAGAAGAGGAGAAUAAUGGACAGAAUUACUGCUUUGUGACACGUGAAGAAAUGGAGAAGGACAUCAAGAAGGGCAGAUACCUGGAGCACGGCGAGUACGAUGGCAACCUUUAUGGUACCAAGAUUGACUCCAUCCACGAAGUGGUGUCUAUGGGCCGUACCUGCAUCCUGGAUGUCAACCCCCAGGCCCUGAAAGUUCUGAAGACUGCUGAGUUUAUGCCAUUUGUGGUGUUUAUUGCUGCUCCUGAGCUGGACACGCUGCGAGCUAUGCACAAAGCUGUAGUUGAUGCUGGACUCACUACUAAACUUUUAACGGAAAACGAUCUGAAGAAGACUGUAGAUGAAAGUGCCAGGAUCCGCCGGGCAUACAGUCACUACUUUGACCUGACCAUUGUUAAUGACAAUCUGGACAAAGCCUUCGACAAACUGCAGCAGGCAGUGGAGGUACUAUUCACAGAACCGCAGUGGGUACCGGUCAGCUGGGUGUACUGAUGAACUACUCCCCCUGCUGGACAGACAAGGCUGUUGGCGCUGCAAGGUCUGCGAUUAUUAGGGUAUGUAUUCCCUGUAUUGCACACAGACUGAAUCCCGUGUAAUUUGGGUGUUGCACAAAGCUGCAUCAGAGUCACCUUGUUCUAAAAACGCCAGAUAUAGUCAAACACACUAUGCAAAUCACAGCACACAGGACGUGUUCUUAUUGGGAAAUAACUUUUUAAAGAGUUCUACAUCUUCAGACAAGAAGAUGAGGCUGACUGGGAUGUCAGUGUGUUUUGAAGUGAAACAUGUUUUGCCAUAUUCAUUUUCAACUAACAUCAGUAUGAACGAUAUGUGAAAUUUAUUUAUUAUAUUAGGAGCAAGAGGGUUUUCUUAAUUGAAAAGAAUACCUCAGUGUUUCAGUUUACAGUACUCACAUCACCAGUGUUUCAUCUCAAUCAUCACUACAAGAUUAGAAUGGUGUCAUCUGCAUAUUAUCUCACAAUUUCUGUCUAAUUUAACCAUAUCAUGCCACCUACUGUUUAUUCCUGUACAGGACGUAGUACAUCAGUGUUGACUCAAUAUUUUCCUUGCACUCAAGUACAUAAAUUCUGUUGAGUGUCCAAAGCCUAGAUCAUAUGUUUGUUUUUGACUGGAAGAACAGUUAAUGGUUGUGUGUCAGUAAGGACUUUUGAGCAGGGUGCUGUAACUCAGUGAACCGUCCCUCUUGAUGUGACAUUGCUAAAAAAAACUUAACUGUUUUGAUUUAAUUUCAUAUUGACUUAUAAAGGUAUAUUUUACAAGAUUUCGGGAAAAAGAUGUAUUUUCAUUUGUGAAAUAAAAAAAACAAGUGUUUUUUAAA